Capronia epimyces CBS 606.96 is the source of this 2034-nucleotide messenger RNA. RefSeq lists its product as uncharacterized. The transcript is spliced from 2 exons. The record is from RefSeq and is a predicted model, not a curated record. The coding region runs from base 1 to 2034 and encodes 677 amino acids. Gene Ontology annotation, molecular function: microtubule binding; dynein light intermediate chain binding. Lineage: Eukaryota; Fungi; Ascomycota; Eurotiomycetes; Chaetothyriales; Herpotrichiellaceae. Gene Ontology annotation, biological process: cytoskeleton-dependent intracellular transport; cytoplasmic microtubule organization. Gene Ontology annotation, cellular component: centrosome; cytoplasm.
AUGGCGACCGACGAAGCCGUGGCUGCGGGACUCAUCGACUGGGUCAACAGUCUUUCUGUUGCCGAUCCCGUCUACACGGUAGAGGAGCUUACCAACGGCCAGAUCAUAUGGAAGGUCCUUCAACAGAUUGACCGCUUCAGCUUCCCGGGCAAACUCCCAGAGGAUCCCGAUACGGAUCAGUGGAUACACAAAUGGACCAACUUGAAGCACGUCUACGAUGCCUUGUCUAUCUUCCUCGUCGAGGAAUGCGCCCAGCGGCUGCCGUUUCCCGGCGGACGGCCGGAUCUCAAAGCCAUUGCGCAGUCCUCCUCUCUCGGUGACACCGUGGCACUCCUGAAACUUCUGGUGGUUGCUGCAAUCAACUGUGCCGAUCGCAUUGGAUAUCUGAAGCAGAUGCAGGACCUAUCAGAAACCACACAGCAAGUCCUGAUGCAAACAGUUCAAGAGGCUGGGGAAGAUGAGGGCGAGGAAGCAGAGGUUCCGCACCCUGACGACCUGGCGAUCCACGAUGAUGUCCCAGUGUCGCCGCGCCGGUCGGGAGAAGUGGAAUCCGUGCUUGAAUCGGAGGAACGGUUGGGCAAAGUGAUAGCCGAUAACCAGCGAAUAGCACAUGAGAAGAGGGAGUUGCAGCAACAACUGGAUGAAUAUCAUUUGCGAUACGAGAAGUUGCAAGAACGAUUCGAUCAGGUCCAAGACGAAUUGAAGGAGACAAGUGACCGACUUACAGCUCUGCUGGCAGGCCGGUCAGAUUUUUCCACCCGAACUCUUGACCCGAAACAUGACGCCAUCAUCGCGACCCUCGAGAAGAGAAGUCUUGAGGCUGAGGCCGAGGUAGAUGACCUUCGCAAGGCCAAUGAGUUGCUCAAGAUCAAGGCAGAGAAAUCCCAGAAAUUGCAGGAUGACUACGAUGAAAUCAAGAUCGAGCGAGACAGAUUGGCUCGCAAGGCCAACACCGCGGAGAAGUACAGGCAGAAGUUAGAGGCAAGCCAGGACCUGGAAAAGGACAAUAACAAUCUCCGAGCCAAAGUGACCGAAUUGCAGGAUCAACUCAAGCAGCUUGACCUUGCACGCGCGAGUUCAAGUGAUUUGCAGAGAGAAAUUGAGGAGUACAGGCGGCUUCUGCCGAGCAUUGAACAAGAGAGAUAUGAACUGAAUGAGAUGAAGAAGAGGCUGGAAUUUGACUAUCAUGCUCUCGAAGCGCGGUAUCACGACACUUUGGAACAGCUGUCACGACAAGAUCAAGCCGUCGAAGAACUGCAUGGACGGCUUCGCGACUAUGAAGAUGGUAUUGUCCCCGCGGAUAGAGGAGAGAAACAUCCCAGCCCCGUUGAGAGAGAUUUCGCACAGGAGGAGGCAGAGUUUCUCGAAUCAGAAGCACGCCUGACAGCCGCCCUGCUGAAUGGAGACGACGCACCCAUUCGUCGUGAAUACAGCGACAGCGCAGUUCUGAGCGAGACUACUCCCUCUACAUCUGGCCUUCAUCUUGACCUAGACGCUGAUAGUGAGACUAUUUCGGAGGAUGAACUAAAGGCAAUCAUGUCCGCUAUGCGUGCCCAAGCACUGGCGGGCACCGUUACGGAAAGAGAGUCGUCUAUACGUGCGCAGAAGAAGCUCGUGGUAGCUAUUGAGCGGCAAAGGACCAAGAACAAAUCGCUCCUCGAGCACGUACAGAAGCAGGAUCAGGUGAUCAGAGAACUACAAGAACAGCUGGAAAAGGAGGGCCAGGUUACGCAGAACGAGGACCAGGGCACCCCACCGCCUCCGCCGCCGAAAGAUACGCUGCCGUCUCAACUUCAAACACAGCCGAGUGAUGAAGAUUCGGACGUCGAUGCCCUCAAAACUGAAAACUCGAUUCUUCAACGUGAGGUCAGGCUCAUGGCUUCGGCCUGGUACGACCAGAACCUCCGUCUUGCAAGCGCCAACUCCUCAGCCUCAGGCCGGAAUCGUGGGCUAGGACCCGGUGCCGAACCCCGAGGUUUUCUUGGGCGCCAGCGGCGGAGGAUCGAUGCUGUGGCUUUCGGGCGCGCAUUAUAG